Molecule: messenger RNA, 474 nt
Organism: Capsicum annuum
Lineage: Eukaryota; Viridiplantae; Streptophyta; Magnoliopsida; Solanales; Solanaceae
Exons: 2
Coding region: 1-474 (157 amino acids)
Biological process (GO): chromatin remodeling
Cellular component (GO): nucleus
Source: RefSeq, a predicted model, not a curated record
AUGGCGAUUAAGUUAGUCAUUGGAGGGUGUACUUUGAACAUGUGUAGUGUUUAUGCACCUCAGGUGGGAUUGGACGGGGAGGAGAAGAAGCAGGAAUUUCAAUGGUCACAUCGGGGUAGUACCGGGGGCUAUGGUGAUGUGCAUGGGGGUUAUGGUUUUGGGGAGAGGAAUGAUGAGGGAGUUGCUUUAUUGGAUUUUGCGAGGGCCUUUGGGUUGGUAGUAGUGAAUUUGAGCUUUCCGAAGAAGGAGGAUCACCUGGUCACCUUCCGAAGUGCAAUAGCUAAGAUGCAGAUUGACUUUCUGCUGCUUCGGAAGGGGGAUAGGGUGCUGUGCAAGGAUUGUAAAGUCAUCCCGAGUGAGAAUAUUUCGACCCAACACAGGCUUCUGGUGAUAGAUUUGGGCUUAAAGAAGGAUAGGAAGAGGAAGGGAGGAGAGGGGUGUCCUAGAAUUAAGUGGGGGCUUGACUCCAGUUAG